Molecule: messenger RNA, 456 nt
Organism: Echinococcus granulosus
Lineage: Eukaryota; Metazoa; Platyhelminthes; Cestoda; Cyclophyllidea; Taeniidae
Exons: 3
Coding region: 1-456 (151 amino acids)
Source: RefSeq, a predicted model, not a curated record
AUGCAUCCUUCUGCAGAUGGUGCAUGUGGUGCUUUUCGGAAUGAUCUCACCUGUAAGGUGCAUGCCGAUUUGGAUGAUGGAGAUAGUGUGGCCCCUAUCACUAAUGUGGCAGCCAGUGUAACAAGGACACAACUGCUAUUAGCUCACAAUGAUGACUACAAUGACCCUGUGUUAGGUACUGUGUCCCACACUGUCGAUAUCUGGAUGUCGAUGAACGACAGGGCAGCAGAGUGUAGAAAUGGGUCCAACCAGUCAAAUGGCUCCACAAAGCCAUCAGAAAUUCAUCGCAUUAAAUUCAAUCUGAAUAAUCAUGGGCAUUUAUGCCUCACCACUGAAGAGCAAAUUGCAGCUCUGCCAAAGUCAACCAAUGGUUACACGAAUGCGGUUUAUGUAACAACAAAUCCUAAAUAUUUGUAUACCAAUUGUGACUGCUCUAUCCGAGAAUUCUUCAAUUAA